Molecule: messenger RNA, 795 nt
Organism: Phyllopteryx taeniolatus (common seadragon)
Lineage: Eukaryota; Metazoa; Chordata; Actinopteri; Syngnathiformes; Syngnathidae
Gene: cdab
Product: cytidine deaminase b
Exons: 4
Coding region: 54-551 (165 amino acids)
Cellular component (GO): cytosol
Molecular function (GO): cytidine deaminase activity; zinc ion binding
Source: RefSeq, a predicted model, not a curated record
CAACCAAACACACAUCAGACAAACUCAUUCACACUGACACAAGGAGAUUGAGAAUGGACCAAGUCAAAUACACGGGAGAGCUAAUGCACAUUGAGGACAUGGGCUCGAGACGUUUGACCAAGGAGACGGUGAAAAAGCUGAUCUACCACUCACAGGAGGCAAAGAAGCAAGCGUACUGCCCUUACAGCAAAUUCAGAGUGGGAGCAGCUCUCCUGACUGUUGACAACUGCUUGUUUACAGGAUGCAACGUGGAGAAUGCAUGUUACAACCUGGGCGAAUGUGCUGAGAGGAACGCCAUUUCAAAAGCAGUGUCUGAAGGCUACACGACAUUCAAGGCCAUUGCAAUCGCCAGUGAUUUGAGAGACCAAUUCAUCUCUCCAUGCGGUGGCUGCAGGCAGUUCAUGAGAGAGUUUGGGCCCAGCUGGGAUGUUUACCUGUCAAAGCCUGAUGGGUCCUACACAAAGAUGAGCAUCAAACAGCUGCUGCCAGCCUCAUUCGGUCCUGAAGAUCUGGACAUGAAAAAAGUACUGGACAUCUCCAACGAGUACUGAAACUACAAUCUACUGUAACACACUGACCUUAGCAUAACUGUUGGUAUGUUGAAAUUCUGUACUUCAGGCUUGUCACUACGAUUGUAAAAAGGUCCUUGUAUUGUAUUGUAUUUUAUGUAAUUAUGGAAAAGGUAUGCAUGUGUUAAUUGCUUAUGAUAAUUUUUUUCACAGCUAUUGAUGCUGGAUAAUUCAAUGUACAUUAAUUAGUGUUGUAUUUACCAGAAUAAAUACACUGAAUAAUUUA